ACAAAAAUAGAAUUACAAAGAAUGAACUUCCCAGAGAUGUUGCUGACUGAUCUGCUCAUUGAUUUAAAAAACUUACUGAAAAGAGAUAAUUACAAUGGUCAUCUGUUUGUUCGUGGGGAAUUAAAAGCUUUGUGUACCAAAGAGGGCACAUUUGCUUGUCAAGGACAGUACAAUGCCCCUAAGUGUGAUAAAGCUCAUACACUUAAUCCAUAUCUUAGUAGUGAGCAUCGUAAAGUUUUCAGCACUUGGAAUCUUGAUCACAGGAUUGAAAGAUCCCGCACUAUCAUUCCAGCAAUAAUGAAUGCUGCUAGAGAACUUCCUGUGAAGUCAGUCAUAAAUUCAGACUACUUCUACUCAUUACUGUUUACUUCUAAUAACCUUGAACUGGUGCAUAUUGCUUGCCAUGACAAAUCUAAACAUGGUGGGUUCCACUGUGAUAAAAACAUGUUUUAUCGAAAAAGCUAAUUUUUUUUGUAUAUUGAGGACGGGGGUUAUUAAUUACUUAUUGAAAACUAAAAAACAAUUUAGUACAAUUCUUAGAUUCUUAAGCACCUAUCACUUGUUUUUUGUUUUUUCUCAGUUUAAGUAUAUUUGUUGAGAAAUUCCAUGAAAUUGAUUUAAGUCUUUCAAGAUGUUAUUUUCAUACUCAAGUUUGUUCUAAUCAAAACAGGUUAAGAAAUCAAAAUUUUAAUCAAAUUCAAGCCAUAUGAUACACCAAUUACUUUACAGGAUAAUGGUUGUAUAAUGCCAAAAUGUUGACUAAUAUUUAACCAAACAAGUUAUGAAUACUUGUGUAACAAAGUUUAGAACAUUUUAUAAUUAGGGCAGAUAAUAAGUCAUUUGUGAGUUCUUUCAGCAAGACCAUUUCUGUGCCAGUUUCUAAAUUUCAUUUUUCUGAAGUUUUAAGUUUACAGAUCUCAAGCAUUUUUAAAGUUUUUAGAAAUACAUGUGGUCUUUUUCAUGUCUGACAUAGGACACAUGUAGUAUCAAAAUUUGUUGGCCAGUAAUGGUUGUUUGCAUAAUAUUUUAGUUUUUUCUCAUUGUUACUUUGCUGUUAAUAUGUGUGAAUAGGUUGCGGUGAUCAGAUAUUAAUUUUUGUCAUGGUUAUUAGUAACUUUUAUGAUCAUCUAAGUUUAGUUAUUAUCUAUUCACUAUUUUUGUUGUUAUUAUUAUUAUUGCUAGAUUAGUAUCUAGUAAUAAUAAUAAUAAAAAAAUUAGUAACUUUUUAAGAAUUAACCUUAAGUGAUGAUAUCAUGAUGACAACUACAUUUUUCUGUUGCUUUAGUACAUAUAGAUGUUGCAAGAUAUAUUGGAGUUUGUUAUGCUCAAUCCUGCUAAUUGUUGUUAGAAUAUUUUAUGCUCUGUUCUGAGUACUGUAUGAUAGCAUUCUUUGGCACGCUCUGUCUUGAUUAUUGUUUGGAGCUCUUGAUGUGCUCCUACCUGUUUACUGUGUGUAAUGUUGUUUGGUUAACUUGAUGUUACCCUCCAUUUCAUUACUGUGUGUUACCAGUAUUGUUUGAGCUAGUUGGUAUUAUUUGUGUUGUUUAUUGAUCUGUAUAUAUCUUUGGAAUAAUUGUUACUUUGUUCUAUUCAACUUUUGUGUUAAUUUUGUUUAUAAUAUUUUGUACAUCCUCACAUAUUUGCUAUGUGUUAAAUUGUUAUUUGGAUUAUUUUGUUUUAUUUAUCUUGUUUAUUGAUUGUAAGAAUUUCGACUGUUAUAGUGUAUCCUGUUUGUUGUGUGUUAGCACUAUUUGAAUGGUUAUUACUGUCCACUCUUUUCACUGUAUAUUAUCUAUGUUGUUUUAAAUAUUUGAUACAGUACUUUUAUAAUUGUACAUCAGGACUGUUAUUCAGAAUUUCUUAAGUCAUUUUCACUGUGUCACGUAAGUAUUCUUGUUUACAUCUUUCUUACACCACCAUUUCUCAUCCAGAGGAUUCAGUACAUUCAAGACUAUUCAAGGCCAUAAUUAACCUACUCUCACCAUGAAAACACACCAUAAAUAGUUUGUCUAAUUUAAUAUUAGCAAUAUUAUUUAAGAUAUAUGGUACUCCUAAUAGUGAUUACUGUAUGAUAGUAUUAUUGUCUUCGAUACUUCAUUUUGUGUUUUUUCAUUUAGCUUUUUCUGACAUUAUUGUUUGAACUGUUUAGUAUUAUCUAUCCUGUUUUUAUGUGUUAGAAUAGUUCUUUGCAGUACAUAACACUUCAUUCUGUUUACUUUAUGUUAAUGUUGUUUUAAACAGCCAUUACUGUCUAUCAUGUUCAGUGUAUUUUAGUAUUUUGUUCACUAUGUGUUAGCAUUAUUGUUUUAUGUAGUUAGUAUUGUGUGGUAUGUUCACUUUAUUUUAGUAUUGUGCAUAUGGAUGCAGCUUAUCAGCAUGCUUGACAUGCUUUUGCACACCAAACAUUUGAUAUAUCUCUUACAGCUGUAAACCAACUCAACAGAGUACCAGGUAUGGAGCAGUUCAUCCAGAUCCCAGUUGCUUCUGUACUGCUAAUAUGUACCACAACCAUACCCAGUCACCGCAUUAGAACAUCUGUUCCUUCACUCUCUGAUCAUAACACUUCUUCUGGUGUUGCAUUGGAUUUUCAAGUUGUUUUCAGGUGAACUCCCCUGUUGACCAUUGUCAAUCUCUGCCACUCUACAUGCUCAUAAGGGCAUUGGGGAAUUGUUCCUUGUGGUAGGGCCAUACAUCAUUUCCACGGAAAGUGACAUCUCCUGUACAAACAUGAACAACCCACUGAUCCCUGUUCUGUGCACCAUUAUUACAUGUGGCAAAUAUUCAUCCCUGUCAUUUCCAUUGGGCCCAACAAACUUUGCAAGCAUCCACUUUUGACAGUUUAUACUUCUCAUUUUGCUAGAGACUCAGACUAAGAGUAAGAAGGUGAAGUACAAGUCUUCACCACACCUAUUACCUUAUACAACUCAGUAAACAAUUGGCUGUUGAAAUUAGGCUUUGUGGAUUUCUUCCAGGUCUCCAAACCAUAUGGUCCAUUCUCAACUAAUGUGUCUGCCACAGUCUGCACUAGUGUGUCAGGUAAGAGAUCAAAUCAAAAUCAAAUAUCUUAGCAGGUAUUUCGUUUUAUAUCUUUCAGAGUUUACUAGAAACCUUGGAAGAUAACUGAGAGCUCUCAGAAACUUCUUGUUUCUCUUCAUCCUACUCACUAAAAUUAGUUAAGCUAUACAAUGAAGAUUGAAAAUUUUGGGCUAAAGGCCGAAGUUUUUAAACACUUGAUAUGGUCUCAUGACAAAGAUCUAUGUUAAUUUAACAUGGUUGGGUGAUUUAGUAAUAUGGUGGCUGUGUGUGAGAAUUAGCAUGGAUAAAGGCAACUCAAGAUGUCGAGGAAAGCUGUGUAUGCAGAAAUCCAGAAGCCAGAAGAAGGAAGGAGAGAUUAUGUGCUGCUGGCUGAAUGGACCAAGACUCUAACACAGGUAAACAGUUCCAGACUAACCUGCAAUCUAGAAAUAAAAAUAAAAGUCAUAGAAUUUGGAUAAAAGAAAUGGGAAAUUUUGAUUAAAAUUCUGAACAACCAAAUGGGUGUAGUGCUUUUAGAUCAGAAUUAAUAUGCCUGGGCUGUGCACAAGAAGACCUGCAAGGAAAAAACAAGUCAAAGGUUAGAAAACAUGGGUUAAAACAACUGGUUAAUGUUUAAAGAGAAGACUAGCUAGCUGAGAAAGUCUUGGUCAUAGUCGUCAUUGUGGAUUGGUUGUACAAAUACAUUGGAAAUGUGUGUAGGUGGAGAAUAGUUUAGGCUGAAGGUUUAGAUUUCUGGAUAACGUAUGACACUGUCUGUUUCUUGGCUUUUGUCUUAGCUUGGGGUUUGGCCUGUAUUGAGUGAUGUAGUGACAUCUGUCAUGGUAGCUGAGUCUUGUGAUUCUGGAAUAUUCAUUUGGAUAGCUUGAUCUGAUGUUGCGGUUUUUCUGCUGGCUUGAGUUUGAGUAGACUGAUUGAUGGAAGACAGUGUGAUAUGUGGAGACACUCGAGUGAUUGGUUCAGAGUGCUGGUGUUCAGAAGUAGGUACUGAAAGUGGUGGGACUUGUUGAUGUGUGUUUUUUGGUAAGGUUUCUCAGCUCAAAAGUGGAAAAGGUGAAAGAAACAUCCAUUAAUGAGAAUGUAAUUAGUGGUUUAUUUAGAUGAAGUGACAAUUUUUAUGAAGUAUGUUGUCAUGCUGGAUGUCCUGGAGCAGAUCCAGUGGACUGCGUGGUGUUUCAUGUUGGUAGCUGCUUCUAUGGACUGCUGAAUCUUAUCGGGUGUGAUUGAUGAGUUGAUGCCUCUGGAAAAAAGAUCAGUGCUACUCUUGAGAGUUGUAAAAGUGACACAUGGAAAGGAGUUCCAUGGGCUGCAAAGGUAGGUAAGGUCAGCAUGGUUUGAAAGAUGGAGAAAAACUCCACCCCAUUGAAGGAUCCGGGUCAUGGUGGGGUCAAUUGAUACUCUGGGUUUGAAUUAAUUGAUAAAACUGAUGAUUUGGCAUUGUGAUAAGUCAUGUGUAAUCUGUCAAGGCUUACUGAAGAAACUGGCAAGGUUAUUGGCAUAGAUCUUUCGGGCUUGGAAAACAUCGUGACUGGUGAAAAACAUGUCUUACUAGCACAGCUGUUAUACUUGGAAUGAAAAGGGUAAGGGAUACACUUCAGUCAACUUUAUAAAGUAAUCAGUAACAACCAAACUAUCAGACUGGAGAUGAGAAGGUAAAGUUUUCACCACAUCUAACACCUUAAAAAACUCAAUGAACAGUUGGCUAUUGAAAUUAGUCUCAUGGUCCAUGGGGAUCUUUUACAGUGUUUCGAAUUGUGUAAUAUAUUAUCAGCUAAUAUUUCUGCUACAGUCUGUGCUAGUGUGUUGGGUAAGGGCUACACUUCGGCUCACUUUGUAAAGUAAUCAAGUCUCUGGGAAUGAAUCACCAAUGUCCAAAGCUAUCCCCUGUAGAAGAGAACCAAGAAUUCUCUGUUGGAGUUUGUCCUAUCUGUUGGUUAUUUCUUUGGAUGGCAUACACUGUACAGCAUUCACAACAGUUCUGAACAUUCUGACCAACUGGAGGCCAGGAAAACUGUCAUCAGAUGUUAGCACAAGUUUGCCCUCCAGUUGUAGUGUUGUGUAAAAUGUAGAGUGUCUCUUACUACAGAGUUCUUGGAACUGCUAGUUGAAACAUUGCUGCAGCACCCUGCAUCUCAAGCUGGUAAUGACAGUUAUAGCACAUCUUGCACUCAUAAUUGUCUGUACAGGUGCUAUAGAUUAUGUGUGUCCAAGCUUCACUUUUUCACUAGUGCUGGACAGGCUUGUCCUUGCUGGACUGUAAGGAGUGCCCAUACUAAUUCAAGGUCCUUCAUUUGCUCAUCUCAGAGCUCUUGAAGCAUUAGCUUUGUUAUACAUCCUUUAAUAUAGUCUGCUUUACGGUUUGUUGCAGCUAUUGCUGAUACAGUGGUGGUUUUAAUUUUUACACAGUAUCCACGAACAGGACAUUACACAAAUUGGCAGGGUAUUGCCAUGUGGUAAGAUAAUCCUUCUGCUAUUUCUUGUUGUUGGUCCAGGCAAUGAAUCAUGACAGUCAUAUUCUUUCAACAUUGUUAUCCAACAAUCUGUCAUCCCCACAAAAUUUUUAAAGUUUAUUAACCACAUCAGCAAAGCAUGUUCCACCUAUACAGUGAAUCUUCUACCAUACAUAACCUACAAAUAAUGGGUGAAAUACUUCAUGGAGACAACCACAACAAGCAAAUUUUUCUUUGUUGUGCAAUAUCUGCAUUUGGGGGACAUGAACAUUCGACUAGCAUAUGUUGUCACACAUUCCACUCUGUUCUGCAAAUCUAAUAGUACUUCUCUGACUCCCAUGUUCUUGGUGUCAGUAUCCAGGAUAAACUCAGUCCUGACAGUGAUAGGCCAACAUUGGAGCAUCCACUAAAGCAGAUUUUAGGAAUUGGAACAAUACUCACUUUGUCAAAGUUCUUCCACUUUUGUGAAAGUGGACAUUUGUGCUGGUAUCUUUGAGAAAUUGACCACAAACUAUUGAUAGUAUGUCAUGAAACCAAGAAAACUUUGGACCUCUUCUUUCAUCAUUGAUCAAUGUCAGUCUCACAUUGUACUAUUUUAACCAGGUCUGUUAAUACUGCUUUCUUCUUGACCACAUGGCUGAGGAGCUUCACUUCUGUUUGCAUGAGCAAACACUUCCUGGGCUCCAGUUUCAGACAUGCCUUUCUCAAGCACUGAAAUAUCAUCCUCAGGUUUGCAUAUGAAGUGCAGCCAAACACUAAAACGUUGUCAACAUAAUUAGACAUUUCUUCUACUACAGUUUUUUGAAUGUAAGCUUUAUCAGCCUCAUGAAGGUAGCUGAGACAUUACAGAGAUGAAAUGGAAUGAUACACAAUUCAUACAAGCCACUUCUCAUGCUAAAAGUGGUUUUUAAUCUACUUUCAUUAUCCAUUUUGACUUGCCAGUAUUUGGAUGCUAGAUUCAAGGAGUUGAGCCAUUAAGAGCCUUCUAAUGCAUCCAGAUAUUUAUCUGCUUACGGUACUGGGAAGCAUAAAUGAGAGUCACUAUGUUUACCCAUCUUGGUGUACUUUUCUUUUUGAUAAUCCCCACAGAAAAUGUCCAAGCACUCGAGAAGUUGUAUGAUGCCCUCCUGAAUCUUCUUUUGUAUUUAGCACUGGCACUUGUGACCUCUUUAGUGCUCUAAGGAAGUCGGCACAGCAGUUGCAUUAUUGAAUGUGCAUUGUCUGUGUCUAUAUAGUGCCGAGUUGAUAUCAUUUAGCCCAGUCAGCCAUUUAGUCCUACAAAUGCAUCAACAUAUUCACCCAACAUGUCACUGAGUUACUUUUGCUGCAUUAAGUUUAAGCUGCCAGCCUAUCAGGGUCUGUCAGUAGCUAUGUAUUUGCUCUUGGUCAUGGAAUGAUAGAUGCAACCCAAGUGUUACCAUCCCUAGCAUCAAUCAUUUCCACUUCACUCACCAUAUACCUAUGACCAUUCCAGUAUCCAGUUAUUUAUCCAGUCAUCGAUAAUUGCAAAGCAACACUGAAAUUCUAAAACAUACAGCUAUUACUCGACCUUCAGGGUUUCUUCCUUUGCCCAUCUAAGCAUUGGUCUGAUUUUUUCUCACUUGCUCCAGUCUUAAUUGCCUUUGGUGAUAUUUAUCUUGUGAUACUCUCCACCUACAUCAAUGUGUCCUCUAUCCUGGUAUUGUAUGUAAGCACCUCAUUCAGAUAGUGUUAUCACUUUUUCUCGACAAAGCAUCCCAAUAUUACACUCCUUUGGAGAUACAUUGAACGAUAUUGUGUUAUCUAUUUGAUUUUUGUAAAAAUUCUUCAGAUUUGCAAGCCGAUUUACAGUAUGAAUUCCCAGAUUAAUGUCUGGCAUGGAGGCAAAUCGGGGAGGUGGGGCCGCUUUUGGGUGAGACUGUCAGUGAUGUUAUUUGUAAUGAGAUAGAAUUGUGUAUUUGGAUCUUUGGUGGUCCCUCGGGCGGUUCUGAGGCUGCAUUUGAGGGCAAUUCACUUUUUCCUGUGCUUUCUUUUAGUCUGUUUGAUUUUCAGUCCCCCUGUGGGACAGUGGUAAGUUUAUGGACUUGCAGUUCUGGGGUCUGGGGUUCAAUUCCUUAGGGUGGACAUGGCAGACGGCCCAAAGUUGCUUUGCUCUAACAAAACAACUUUACCUCACAAAAUGCUGUUCCAAUCAACAGUAAUCAACAUAGUUUUUAAAUGACGUAUGAAAAACAAAGAGGAGGCCACUUUGGGAUAAGCUGUUUUUGAUUUGAUUUUCUUCUGUUGAAUCUUUGAGUGUGUGAAGUUUUGGGCAUUUCCUAGUUGCUUUUGAGCCUGCAUAUUACUUGAUGGCUGAAAGGUCUGGGAGUGAAUUUUUGUUUUGUUUUUUUUCUUCAUACACAAAUUUUGUGGUUCAUGCUGGAAGGUUUACUUCUCAGUAACGUGAAGGGACAGCUAGGACUUACCCGACACAAUGUCUUAACUUCGUGAUUUAGCCUUCCACCUCCAGGAAGAAGCAUUUUUCGACUCUAAAAUAGUACAUCUGCUCCUCAAAUUUUGGGAUUCGUAGGCAGAGUUUGUAGUUCAUGUAUAUAGGUCUAUGUCUCCUGAUGGUACAGAGUAAGUCUACAGACUUACUACUCUAAAAUUCAUCAGCAUUUUGUUUUCUUUUGUUAGAAGGCUAUCAGGAUUACCAACUUUAUUGAUGAUGAGCUGACUCCAUUCUUAGCAUGCACGUUGGGUCACUAAUUACAUCAGCUCCUACAGGGGGUCAUAGUUCCGCCCCUAUUCAUGGGUCCCGAUUUCCAACAUCAGUUCCUUGGUACAUUGUUACCUAGAACAGAUCCUGUCUAUAUCCAAGGUUUCCACUACUCGGUCGGAUCGCCAGCAGUGUCACUGCUUAUUGUAUACCUUUAGGGGCUGUGAGAGCUUGGUUCCAAGUAUUUCUGGUUCCAGUAGUAUUGCAGGUCCUUGUGUCACAAUUAGUUAUUCAGUUCACAUCUGCACCACUAUUAUCCACCCAACCUGUAGGGUUUCCAUCUCCUGCAGUUCAUCGGGAUUUAAAACUUAGUUCUAGGGUGAUCUGUGUUUGGUUGGUCUGGGGGUAGUGAGAAAGUCGUGUUAGUUCUUCAGAGUUUUUAUUCCUGUCAGUUGUUGGGCCUAUGCAGAGAGGAGAUUGGUAUCCAGUCAUUGAUCUUCCUCGUCUAUAUCAGUGUCUAGAUUCUUCAAGGUUUAUAAAUUACUCAAUCCUCAAUCUGUGUUGAUUUUUUACUGGGAUUGUAGAUGUCCAAAUUGGUUGUAGUUGGCUCCUAUGAGCAUUUUGACAAAGAGGUGGUAUCCCACCACUAUUGGCAUUUGUUGUGCAUAAGGAUCGGGUACUGCAGUUCUGUUUUUUUUCUAUCAGACUCGUAUAGCUCUCACGUGGGUUCUGCCAUAUCAUACAAGUUUUGUUUUUCUCAUCACCUUCAUUCCAUCAUACUGUGCACACACCAUUCAUAGAUGACUGGUUAUUACUGGCACCACCUCGUCAAUUGUCAGAACAUCAUAAUCAACUAAGGCAGGUUUCCCUUUCAGGACUGAGACAUCUAUUCUUGUUCCAACUCAAUAUGUCAUCAGUCUGGGUAUUUUUUUUCAUCUCGUCUUUCAGAUGGGCUCAGCUGACUCCCAUCCAGAUCAAUGCUAUAGAAUAGGAUGACUCUUACUCACCUCUGUUUCUUCCACUGCACAGAUGGUUCUUUCACUUUUAGUAAUAUGGGCAUCACUCAAAUCCUUGUGCCUUUGGGAUGAGAACACAAGUGAUUAUUUUAUUGGUCUUUAUGCAACCAGGAGAUCAUCAACAUCGAUUCACUGGUUCCCCAGUUUCCUUAGUUGGGAUCAUUCUUUGAUCUUGAGGAGUUGUUAAGUAGGGACACUACUACGAUAUAGGUUCAUCUACUGCCAUCUCAUCCAGAGUUCCAUCUCUUAACGAAGGCCUUGCUUCAGGGAUGGGGUGCAUAUACCAAAAGUCAGGAAUUCCAGGGUCUGUGCACAGAUGAAGAGGAUUCCCUACACACUUUUCUGAUCUUUUUGGCUCUACAACAAGCAAUGCUUCAUGGUCUGCGCUUAUUAAGAGGUAAAUCAUCGGGCUUCAUUCUGAUAAUUUCAUGGUGGUGUCUUGUGUUUCUCAUCAAGAAUUGUUUUCGAAUUUUGGGCCUCCCUUCUUGAAACCUUUCCUAUCUUAUCACCAUGCUAGCUUGCCAUGUUCCAUGGAGAUGCCUGUGGUAGCAGGUUAGUUGUCUCCAUCCAAACAGAUUCUACUGCAUCACAAGAUUCUGUUGUAUUGGCUCUAAUUUUGUCACUCUAAUUGGUGGCUUGGCCUCUCAUUGGAUCACCCAACUACUGGCAAUUUGGUUUCCAGUAACUCAUCUUCAGGCUUUGGCAAUAGAUGCAUUCCAUCAGGAUUGGAUGGGAUUAACACUCUCAACCUUCUCUCCACUUCACAUGUUACCCAGGGUAUGAAAUAUGAUUUGUUGCAACCCAUUAGCCAGAAUGAAAUCUGUAUUCACUGGCCAUAGCAGUGGUUUAAUUUGAAGGGCUUGGAAGAUUGCUAGGUCCGUCAGAGUUUUUGCUGCUCUGAUGUCCACCAGGAACUCUUGACUGGUGGAGUACACCCACAUCCACAUAUCUUCACCAUGAAAGUGUUCCUUUAAACUCAGCACACAAGAGACUGGGCUAGGAUUGGUAUGCUCCUCUUUCAAAUGCUCUCCAAAAAAUUCUAGUGUCACAGCUUUCUUUUCUAUCUAUUUACCAUAGUUUCAUAUAAAACUUAUUUCCCAACAAGUAUCAGACAGGUAAACUUGCAAUAACAACAAAUUUGAUUGAGAAAUAAGGGGAGUGUUCUGUAGCUUAUAACUUGACUGAAUUUUAAGUUGCAGAUAAACAGAUAUUGGACACAUUUAAAAGACAAUAAAAACAAUAUUUUGUAUACAAGUGGAUGAUCACCUCUUCUGGAUCAGUGAAAAGCUCUUUAGCUUUCUGUCCCUCAAAAUGAAUCUCUUUUGAACUAGUCAUGAUGAAAACCAAGUAGAAAUGAUCAAAGAAAAUGGGUUUGAAUCUAGAUGUAAACUCUCUUUUUCUAGUGAACAGUGUCACUUUGUGACUUGUAUUUCCCUGACAAUGUUGGUCAGUUUCAGUUAACAUCAUAAUCAGUCAGGUUAUGUGUACAGUAAGUAAUGAAACAUCCCUAUGGACAGAAUUGAUAUUACCUAAUAGAGAACAAAAGGUGAAGCAACUAGAACAGGAUGAUGUUGCCAACUCUGGACUGUGUGUUACCACCAUAACAGUGCAGAAACCAAAUAAUCAAUAACUUGAAACUAUUCUGUAUUACUCUAGAAAGUAGUAAACCCAUGAUAUGCUCACAUAUCACACUAUGUAUUACAUUAUUGUUUGUAAUAUGUAGUAGGUUAUCUGGUUCACCAUGUAUUAGUAUCAUUGAUUUAGUUACUUAACUGUACAUUAGCAUUAUUGUUUGGCCUUUUUGGUUUUGUCAAAUCAGUUUAUUAUGUGUUAGCAUUGUUAAUUUGAAUAAUUGGUGUUGUCUAUUCUGUUCUUUGAAAUAUUUUGUACUAUCUUGUUUACUAUGUCAUUAUUAUUUUAAUUGGGUUAUUUGGUAUUAUACAUCCCUUUGAAAUUGUCUAUCCUGUUUGUUGUGUGUUUUGUCAUUUUAAAAGUUGUCACUUUGUCCUCUGUUCAGUGGAUGUGUAUGCAUUGUUGUUUGGAAUAUAUAUAGUCCACUGUGAGCAUCCUGUCAUGUUAUCAUUGUGUUUUGAAUAUAUGGUACACUGCAUAUUAGCAAUGUUUAGAGUAUUUCAUGCUGUCUCUGUUAUUUGAUAUAUGUUACUUUUAUUUUGGGUAACUUGGUACUGUCUUGUUUUAUUCAUUGCUGUUUGGAGUAUUUAAUAAUCUUAUCUUUCGUACUGUAUGUUGUCAAUAUACGAAAUAUUUGGUGAUCUCUGUUCUGUUUAUGUUGUAUGUCUUGCAUUUAUAAUAAUGGAUUAGUUUGCCUCUUAAAAGUUAACAGAAGAAUGAAUAACCUAUGUGUUGUGAUAUUGUAGUAUGUAUGAUAAAACAACUUUGGAACAUUGCACUUUUGAGUUAGUUAUGAAUAUUUUUUAUUGUAUUAAGUCAUAAUAAUUAAAAGAAGCAAAAGUAAUCUAAUGAAGUAAAUACCAGAUGUUGUAGUUUCAUUAAAUAACUAAUUUCUAUCAUGUAAUAAUUUUUAUCAUAAAUGAGUGUAAAUUUUGUAUAUUUCCUUAAAUUUGUAUACCAAUUGCAUUUUUCUGUAAGAAAAAUUGUCAAUUCUUGACUUAUUUUAUUUUAUGAGAUUUGUGCUAAAUUUAUUUCUUUAGCUCAAGAAUAAAGAAGUAAACACAUUUUUCUCAAUAUUUCUGAAAAAUCUAUUUUGACAUUUGUUUCAGAAAAGUAUUUUGGAUAAAUUGCAUAAAGUUACAACAUUACUUACAGCAUCAACUUGACUAAAUAAUCAUAAAAAAAACAAUAAAAGAAAAAUUAUAUGCCAAAAAUAUUUUUGUUGUUAUCCUUUUGAUUGAGAUUUUCAUUUAUGGUUUAAUGUUUUUCAUUGAUGGUCAUUUUUCUGUACUUGAUAGCGUUUAAAAGUUUCACUAAAAUGUCAAUAUUUUAAUAUCACAAAUUUUGAUAACACCUUCUAUUCUCUAGAUUCAUGACCAAAUGUGAGAGAAAAGCAAUUACAGUAUUAAAAAAACAUUGCAUCUAUAUUCAGAAUUUUUUUUAUAUUGCUGAAAUUAUAGGUGCUCCAAAUGAUCAUAAGAAUUAAAACAAGAAUAUAUAUAUAUAUAUAUAUAAUUGAUGUCAUUGAUAUGCAUUUAGUAUCAAACAUGGCACAACACCUUACAAGAAUUGAAAUGGUGUUGAUAAUGUUAUGAUUUGAAUAUACUAGCAUAAAAUACCUGUGCCCUGCUUCAUGGUUCAAAGGACCCCUCAUGAUUGACAAAUACCCCAAUAUACUGAUCAAACUCCUCCAUUAUACCCACAUACUGCUAUAGCUUUUCACAGGAAGGUCUGUAACCAAAAUGAACUCUAUUAGAACACCCACCCAUGGUACCUGAGCAUGUGUGCCAAGUUUGGACCUGCUAGCUUUUAAUUAGGGGUCUGACCACUGUUUCAAACAUGGUACCCCAAGGGGACCAGGAAUACAAAAUCCAAUGCCAGAUUCAGGUUUAGCAACCAUAAAGAUCUGCCCUUAGAUGCUUAUCAUAAUUGGGUGACCUUAUUAUAGGGACAUUUAUCCACCCCCCUCCCCUUAGUAAGGAGGCAACACCAUAUAGAUAAGGACACCCUCAGGGCAUCCCUGGGGCCAUUUGCCAAGUUUGGUCCUGGUAACUCCAUAACUAUAGGAGUUAGCUGGACAUACAUACAAAGCUGCAUUCAUUUUGCAAAUUAUUUUAUUUUAUUCACAACAGUUGCGAGUUGAUUUUCCAAGUAAGUUAUUGUGCUCUUGUAGUUUUUAACUUAUAUGUAUAUAUUUUAACUGUUGAAAUUUUAUUGUUGUGCACCAGCUCUUAACAGCAACUUGUACUUUCAUGAGGAUCAUCAAAUGUUCAUAUUUCUUGUAUUCAAAUAAGCAUAUUAAAUUUUGAUUCCUGACUAUGUUAAGCAGA
Molecule: messenger RNA, 13138 nt
Organism: Limulus polyphemus (Atlantic horseshoe crab)
Lineage: Eukaryota; Metazoa; Arthropoda; Merostomata; Xiphosura; Limulidae
Product: DNA fragmentation factor subunit beta-like
Exons: 2
Biological process (GO): apoptotic DNA fragmentation
Cellular component (GO): nucleus; cytoplasm
Molecular function (GO): DNA endonuclease activity
Source: RefSeq, a predicted model, not a curated record